AUGGUUCGUUCUUUCGCGGUAGCUUUGCUACUGCACACCACCCUUGUUCUUUCCAAAGCAACCAAGAACCCGAUCAUCUACGCCAACAAUGACACUAUUACUCUUUCGUCCAAUGGUUCCAAGGCUGAUAUCGUAGUUCUCGACUACGGCUACAGCGUCGAAGGCCAUCCCACCUUUGAAGUUGUUUCCCGCUCAGGCGACACCUCUGGAUUCGAGCUCACAUUCGCCGAGUCCAAGGCCGCCCUAAAUGCCUACAUGAGCGACGGCCCUCUUCCUCUCGCCGCAGCAAUGGAAACCUAUCGCGUGAACAAAUACAACAUCUCCACGCCCGGUCUCACCACCAACCGUCUAAUCCAAGGCGCCUUCCGCUACCAAAAACUCAGCCUUUCAUCAGCCGGUGACCUUAAGCUCCGACGCAUCGGCGUGAAGCCAACCGUUCACACCACCCCUCUUACGGAACUUCCUGGAUCUUUCGAAUGCUCUGACGCCGAUCUCACUCGUAUUUGGCAUACCGGCGCUCGAACUGCUCAACUUACCGAAAUCCCUAAGGAUACUGUUCCUGACUUUUGGCAAGUUACUGACGAGGGUUCUUUGGUCGAGAGCGCGGCUCCUCAGGCGUUGAGCGGUGCUGGUGUUGCGCAGGCUACCAGUUAUGAGGUUGACUUUGAGGUUAACCCUUUGACCGGAGAGUUCGUCUUUUCUGUUUUAUCUGAUACGUUGAACGACGCUGUUUUGAUCACCUGCAAUGUUGAAACUGGUGUCAUUUCAACGAGCACUUCUGCUUCUGGCACGAUUCCCAAGGCUGCCAACGUCACGGUCGGAGAGUGGCUCUCUGUCCAUGCCAGAGUCAACAUGACGGAUAUUCGAGUGUCUAUCAACAACCAGACCGCUCUCAACUUCAUUCAAACCGACAAAUUCUACGGUUCCUUUGGUCUCGGUGCACCACUCGGUCACUCAGCUUACUACCGCAACCUCCGCGCCACAACCCUCGAAGGCGAAGAGAUCUACUCUUCCAGUCUCACAGACCGAUCUUUCCUCGAUGACUUCCUCAUGGGUAACAACCCUCUCGACACAAUCGUCGACGGAUCACGACGAGAUCGCAUCGCCUAUGCAGGAGAUCUCGACAUCGCAAUCUCAUCCACCUUCGCUAGUACCUAUGGAAAGUCCUUUGUCGAAGGAUCUCUCGAUCUUGUAGGAUCAUACCAGACAACAGCUGGCUUCUGGAUUCCCAAUGCCAAGAUUCAACAAGCACCUCUCCCUGCACCUCUGCCUGUCAACAUCACCGGUCUUAUCGGCUAUUCCUUCAACUUGCUCAACGGCCUGGCUACCAACUACGAAGUCCUCGGCAACGUGUCAUUUGCCAAGGAAUGGGCACCUCGUGCCGUCCAAAUGCUGGACUGGGCUCACGAGCAGCUUGUCGGUGGCCUUUUCACUAUCGAUGAUCCUUCUCUCACCGGGGAUUGGAACUAUUACGAUCCUCCUCAGACGGGCGCUAGUACCAAGUUCAACGCCCUGUACGCUUAUUCUCUGCAGCAAACCGAGAAGCUUCUCAAGGCUGGUGGUGUGAACACAGGCAAGUACCAGUCUCGUCUUAAGAAGCUUCGCAAGGCUGUUCACAAGCAGCUUUGGAACGAGACUAUGGGUGCAUACGUCCUCAGCAAUGAGAUCACCACUGGUUUCUCUCAAGAUGCGAACGCUCUUGCUAUCUUGGCUGGUAUUCCCCAAGCCAAUGGCGUUUCAGCGAAGUCUUUGCUGUCUACCAUGGAAGCAGAGCUUCAACUCCUCGCUGGACCCCUCGCUUUCAGCAACAGCACUGCUGAGUCUGGCUUUGCCCAGAAGAUCAGCCCCUUCUCUUCAGCAUACCACCUCCGUGCUGCCUUCGAGUCCGCUGACGAACACGCCAUCCGUCUCCUUCUCAAGACCCUCUGGGCACCAAUGGCAAACCCCUCCAACGCCAACUACACCAACACUUUCUGGGAGACCCUCGAAGCCGACGGUACACCCGGUCUGGGAAUUAUGACCUCCCUCUGCCACGGAUGGGCCGCCGGUCCUACCGCUGAACUCAGCAAGCAUGUUCUCGGCGUUCAGCCCACCAAGGCUGGGUUUUCCGAAUGGAAGGUUCAGCCUAUGCUUCUUGGACUUGAGUGGGCAAAGGGUCGUGUUCCUACUGAGAAGGGUACUAUUGAGGUUGAGUGGAAGCUUGUCUCUGAUCUUUUGUAUAUGAAGGUUCAGGUUGUGGGUGAUAAGGGAACUAAGGGAACUAUUUAUCUCCCUGAGAAUCUUCCUGUUGCUGUGAAGGAUAGUGUUUUCGAGGUCAAUGGGAAGACUGUUAAGAAGACUAGCUUCUCUGUCAAGAAGGGUGAACAGAUUGAGAUUGUUCAGACCAGGAGAUAG
Fusarium coffeatum is the source of this 2394-nucleotide messenger RNA. RefSeq lists its product as uncharacterized. The record is from RefSeq and is a predicted model, not a curated record. NCBI's taxonomy places the organism in Eukaryota, Fungi, Ascomycota, Sordariomycetes, Hypocreales, Nectriaceae. Gene Ontology annotation, biological process: carbohydrate metabolic process. The coding region runs from base 1 to 2394 and encodes 797 amino acids. The transcript has 2 exons.